Messenger RNA from Podarcis lilfordi (Lilford's wall lizard), 24527 nucleotides. NCBI's taxonomy places the organism in Eukaryota, Metazoa, Chordata, Lepidosauria, Squamata, Lacertidae. The record is from the annotation of a GenBank genome assembly.
AUGGGCGCUUCAAGCAGGGCGCUGUCCGUGGUGCCUACCGUCCUCCUGGCGUUGGCGCUUCCCACUUUCCCCGUCUGGGCGCAAAACGACACGGAGCCCAUCGUCCUGGAAGGGAAAUGCUUGGUCGUGUGCGAUUCCAACCCGGCUACCGAUUCUAAGGGAUCGUCUUCUUCUCCUCUGGGGAUCUCCGUACGGGCUGCUAAUUCCAAGGUUGCUUUCUCGGCAGUCAGGAGUACCAACCACGAACCUUCCGAGAUGAGCAACAAAACCAGGAUAAUCUACUUCGAUCAGGUAAUAUAGGAAGUGAAUGAAUGCAUAUUCUUUCUUAAAAGGCAGGACAUUCUCAUCAUUUCCCCCUGCCAGGAGGUUAAGAAAAAGAGCGAGAGAAGAAUCGGUCAAAGGAUGAGUAGUUUUGAUCAAGGGAGGAGCAAUUUUUAAAAUAUAUAGAGAGAAGAGUUAUCAUUUGGGAAAGGGAUUCGAUUAGAAGUGGAGUGGCGAGGCAACCGGUCAUGAAGCUGAGACGAGAUCAGUUCAGGGGAGGAGGUGGGGAUCAACAGGUGGGAGUCGAUCUGUGAACUCUUUAAUGCUCCUUUACAAGCAGUGGGCUGAAACUUACCAAGUGGCAUUGGAAACUCUCGGUCAAUAGGCUCAUUUCCUUCCAACCGACACUUCCUUGCCUUUCCAGUGAAGUUUGAUGGCCAUUCCACUUUACCAAGCAAGAGUGCAUUUGCACAUUGUAAGUCUUUGGAUUGAAUUAAUCAUAAGGCUGUAACCAGGAAGACGCAGACUGCUUUGCUCUGAGAAUACAGCAGUUUGUUUUUACUACUUAUUGAUUUAAAUUCCUACCAUUCCACUCUCUUAUAACUCAUGGAGGGUUACAUAAGUUUCCAGAGUUCAGUAUUCAGAAAUGACAGUCACCUACUACCUAAAAGUUUGCAUCCUUAUGAAAAAAAGGUAUGGUGUUUGAACAAGGUCUGUGUAUCUGAGAUUAAUGAAGGAAGACCAGACUGCUCAGGAAUGCAUCCAGUUUUAGAUUGGUAUUUGCAGUCACUGGUGAUGGUAGUCACCAAUGCAGAGACCUUAUUGUUUCUGCACUCUUGUAGCCCAGUCCUGAGAAUAUUCACCCAGAAGUAAGCCCCGCUGUGGGCAUGUUAAGUGUGCAUAGGAUUAUAGCCUUCCAGCUCAGAUGAUUUGAUACCUGAAGGGAAAGUGUGGGCAUUUUUAAGAUUCUAAGGAAGGGCAUUGUGUGCAGUUGAAUAUGUCCAAAUAUCCUAUCUAACUCUGUGGGAUAUUCCUGUUUGCUUUCCAGCCACCUUUUCACAGCAGUCCAAACCUUUUAUCACUUUAUAAAGUGUCAAAAUCUGUAAGUGGAAUUUAGGCACCUCUUGUAACCCAAAAUCUAUUUAUUCUGGUGCAAUCACAUUGGCAUGUAUAUAGCAAUCAAACACGGUCAGGUAACAGAGGAAUAUGGAGGCAGUCCUUUGAAAGAUCCACUGCACCUUUAGUGUAUCACUGCAGAAUGUUGCAAUAUUGGAAAGACACCCAGUUUCACUUUUCCCUGACCUACCUCUCAGAGACAAACACCAAACAUACCCUCUGUCCAGGCAUAUGAUCAAUGGUUAGACAAAACAAAAAGAGUUAUUCAUCCCCGCUCCAAAGUAAGGUCUUGCAUUGUCAAUGUUAAGCCAUUUAUAAAUAAGAAUGAAUCCUUUAACAAAGAAAGAUUUUUUAAAACAACAACAACAACACACUUUAGAUUUUCAGCUGUCUAUGAGAUAAUACCUUUUUUUAAAGUCCAUUUGUUUUAAUGCAAGAGUUUAACAUGUGUGUCAGUUUCUCCCAUUAAAAUCUAUAUGACAUACAAGAGUGCAGUUUGGGCUGGAUCAGAUCCAUAUGUAUUUUUAAAAGAAAGAAAGAAAUGGUGGUGGAAGGCAUUGUAAUUAUGUUGUGUCAGCUCCAGUUUGAAAUGUCUCUGCCUUCCUGGGAAUUGUUUAAUACUCUACCCUCAGCUAUUUCCUCUAUCACCCCCUUCUGAUUAUGUAUGAUAGCAGGUGGAAUAGCCUAUCUUUGCAAAUAUUAGCGCAGUGGGUUAAUUAAGCCCCAGGAAGUUACUCUUUAGUCUUUCACAACAUAUUCUUCAGAGAGAAUGAUGGAUCUUCACUCUCUCCCAUGACUACAAAGAGUCCUGGGAAUAUUGUACCUUGCUCAAGUCGCACUGCCAUUAACCUUUUCAAGAUGCCAGGAGACAGGUGGAUAUGUAAGAGACAUGGAAAUGUCCAGGGCAUCAGACAGCUGCCUGUAUCUUUUGAAAGGGAGUGCAAGGCAAUAUGCAGGGCUUUUCUCCCCCUUAGGUACAGGUUAUGAGCCUUGAAUUUUAAAAGUGUUUGUGCCCACCCAUCACUUGUGCAGAACCUAAAAGUGCCAUGCAAUUAAUUUCUCCUCUUCCUACUAUGUUCUUUGCUUCCUGCUUUCUUGUAAGAAACUACCCACUCACCUCUCAUGCCUUCACACUCGUUCCAAUCAAGACUGAGCAAAGAGCCAACAUAUGUUGUGUGAUAUAUGUGAAGACAUUGUUUUUCCUCAAUUGCCACGACAACUGGAAUCCAUCCCCACACUAACAGAUCUGAAAGUGCAUUUAUGUUUGGAAGAAAUUCCAACCGAUUUCAGCUAGCAGUGGCAAAGCUAACUAAAACCGACUUUCCAUUGAACUCAUGCAAAUGUACUUAGGACUGAGGUGUAUUGGGGUGGUGGGAGGGAAUGACAGAUCACUUUCACCAGUAUAGUGUGUGGCUGGCAGCCAUGCACAUAAAGGGGUACGUGAGCUGCCUCCUAAGAAUGACCAAGGUGCAACUCCCGUAAAUAUUUCCCCUGGACUUCUGCAGAGUCAGAAAUGUGAUGAAGCUGUUUCAUGUCAACAGGCCAUCUAGCUCAGUAUGGUCUGCCCAGACUGCCAGCAGCUCUCAUGGCACAAAGGCCAUGACUCAGUGGCAGAGCAUCCUCUUUGCAUACAGGUCACAGGUUCGAUCUCUAGCAUCUCCAGGUAGCUCUGGAAGUGUCCCCUGUCUGAAGCCCUGGAGAGUCACUGCUAGUCAGAACAAUACUUCUAAAAAUAUAAAAUUAAUUCUUGCAUUUCCCAAAAAUAUUACAAAAGUACAAGUAUAUAAAAUGUGUAACAUGAAUUUCCCAUCUCCUCCUAAAUAUGCCAUGUAGACAGUUCAGAGUAGACAGUGCUGAGGUGGACCAUUGGUCUGACUCUGUAUAUGUCAGCUUCCUAUGUUCCUAAGUCACUUCCCCAAAAGAUGCUGUAGAUUGUGCCUCAGACUUUAGGUUUAAAACAUAUAUUGCUACCAUUUCCCCCUCCUCCUCUUCUACCUCUUCCUUUUCAUCUUCUCAAGAGUAUUAUCAAUAUAUUAUGAUGUCAUCAGUGUAUAACGAGAACUUCACAGGGUAACAUACACAUAUUGGAACUUCUCCAAGGAGCUUACAAUAUAAGAAGAGGAAUAACUGUAAUACUUCACAUUGGUUGCAGUCUUCAGGGCCAGUCCUACCAUUAGGUAAAAUGAGGUGGCCACCUCAAGGAGCAUGUGCUGGGCAUGCAGCAAAAGGGGUGUGAUGCAGAAACAUACUAUACCUCAUAGCAAAUAUUUUAUCUCUGGCCCCACCUCAGUUCUUUCAGUUUUGGAAUAUAUUAUCCAUAAAUUUAUGGAAAGAGGAGGCAGGCAGCAUAAUACAGUGGAUUAUGUUUACGCCAUCUACUGAUUUAAAUGAUCAUGUUCUUUUAUAUAUAGCUAAUUAUCUUUGAGUUAGUGGUAUUAUGCAUCUUAACUUGGAGUGGAGGGCACCAUUUUCUUCAAUGCCUCAGGCUGCAAAAUGCCUUGGGUCAGUCCUGAUAAUCCGUACAACAACCCUGUAGGGUAGGUAGAUCAGCACAAUCACCCCCAUAUUGCAGGUGGGAGGCUGAGUAGAAAAGUGUGCCCCUGGCCAUUGGAUGAGCUUUUGGCAGAGGUGAGAUUCCAACCAAGGAAUGCAUGAAUCACUGCUCAGUUUCUUACCUUCUCACUAUAUUGCUAUAUUUCACUGACAAUGUGAUCCGAUUCAUGUGUACUUAGAAGUAGUGCUAUUGAGUUCAGUGCGGUUUUCUUCCAGACAGGUGGGCAUAAGAUUGCUGCCUCAGUUGGCGAGGGGGGGGGAAGCAGCAGGGAGGGAAGAGAAGUAUGGCAAACAAGUGAUGAAAGUGAGCAAAUACAACUAGAGAGCCAGUAUAGUGUAGUGGUUAGAGAGUCAGACUAGGACCUGUGAGACCAGGGUUCAAGUUUCCACACAGACUUUGGGCCAGUCACUGUCUCCCAGACUAUUCACCUCACAGGGUUGUUGUUGAGGAUUAAAUGCGGAAAGGGAAAACCAUUAUUAUGCUGGAAGCCACCCAGAGUGGCUGGGGCAACCCAGUCAGAUGGGUGGGCUAUAAGUAAAUAAUAAUAAUAAUAAUAAUAAUAAUAAUAAUAAUAAUUGCUGCUGCUACUACAUUGUACUCCAUGGAGAAAAAGAUGGGGUAUAAAUGCAAUAAAAUGAAGAAGGAAGGUAAAAGAAAGUACUUCUCUAGCCAGCUCAUAGUUUGCUCCCAUGAGAAGCAGUGGUGGCCAUCAACUUGAGUGGCUUUAAAAGAGGAUUAGACUCUUACAGCCCACCAAUGGCUACUGAGCCUAAUGCCCAUGUUCUACCUCUACUUUUAGAGACAGCAAUGCUCCUGAAUACCAGUAGCUAGGAACUGCAGUUGGGCAGAAUGUUGUUGUGGCUCUGGUUGGCCACUGUGAGAAUAGCAUGCUGGACUUGAUGAGCCCUUGGCCUGAUCCAUGGAGGCUCUUAUUAGGUUCUUAUAUGUACCUAGCCAUCGUUUGAGCAGAGGCUGAGCAGUAAGGAGUUAAGACAGGGCUGAGGGACUGGGGGCUCUCCAGACAUGGACUACAGCUCCCAUCAUCCCCAUCCUUUAGCCCUGCUCACUUGGAAUGAUGGGAUUCAGAGUCUGGAGAACUGCACACAUGAGCGCCAUCCCUGAGUUAAGCUCUAGUCUUCAUGGGAAGGUGGAUUUUAAGGAGGGUCUUGAAGAAAAAGGGGGAGGUGACAUUACUUUGAAAUUCAAUGAAAUCAUCCCAAGCAGUUUUACCACUGAAUCAUGGUCACUUCCUCUGUGGAUAAUAAGUAGCCUGCCUCCCAAGUAAUUAAAAAACAACAAUUGAGUCGAUUUUCAUCACUUCUUUAAUUUUAAACUGAGACCAACAUUUCAUCAAGAAAGAUUCCUAGUAGGUGGUGGGAGAUACCCUAGAGCAAAAUCCAGGGUUGUUGUUGCUGUUGUUGCUAUUUUAAGAAAAUAUGCUUUUAUUAGAGAUCAAUGAAGGAGGCAGAAAGAGAUAGGCCUAUCCUAAGUUCAGGAAUUAAGUACUCAAGGGGUGGGCAUGUCAGGUGCCAUGUCAGUAUAAUUUCAUUGGAGCGGGGAAUGGGGAACCCGUGGCCCUCUAGAUAUGAUUGGACUGCCUGCGAACUGUUUAGCAACAUCAGGAGGACCACAUGUUCCCCAACCCUGUUACAAGUGCAAUAAUGUACACUAUUACUGAAACAUUUUGGGAUCUGAUGCAAACAGGUCUCCUGAGACCACUCAGGUUGAUAAGCUUGUGUUGAUUUUACAGCACAGGUUUAUUAUAAUGCUCCCAGAUCCACUUUGAACUCAGUUGUCCUCAACUGCAGAUCUGCAGACAGUCUUAACAGAUUUUGGACUCACAGCUGUCCAUGGAGGCACAGGUUAAUUCUGUGUCCAGGGCAGCUGUCUACCAGCUCCAUCUGGUAUGCAGGCUGAGACCUUAUCUGCCCACAGACUGUCUUGCCAGAGUGGUGCAUGUGCUAGUUAUCUCCCGCUUGGACUACUGCAAUGCUCUCUUCGUAGGGCUACCUUUGAAGGUGACUCAGAAACUGCAAUUAAUCCAGAAUGAGGCAGCUAGACUGGUGACUGGGAGUGGCCGCCGAGACCAUAUAACACCGGUCCUGAAAGAUCUUCAUUGGCUCCCAGUACGUUUCCGAGCACAAUUCAAAGUGUUGGUGCUGACCUUAAAGCCCUAAACGGCCUCGGUCCUGUAUACCUGAAGGAACGUCUCCACCCCCAUCAUCCAGCCUGGACACUGAGGUCCAGCACCAAGGACCUUCUGGUGGUUCCCUCGCUGCGAGAAGUGAGGUUACAGGGAACCAGGCAGAGGGCCUUCUUGGUAGUGGCGCCUGCCCUGUGGAACGCCCUCCCAGCAGAUGUCAAGGCAAUAAGCAACCAUUUUACUUUUAAAAGUCAACUGAAGGCAGCCCUGUUUAGGGAAGUUUUUAAUGUUUGAUGCUGUAUUGUUUUUAAUAUUUGGUUGGAAGCUGCCCAGAGUGGCUGAGGAAACCCAGCCAGAUGGGCGGGGUAUAAAUAAUAUAUGAUGAUGAUGAUGAUGAUGAUGAUGAUGAUGACAAAACAGAAUGACUUCUUUGCAUGGAACAGUUUCUUUUUGAAUGGCCACUGUUGUCUGGGGGGAAUGUUGUCUUGGGGAAACAACCCCAUCAUGUGCUGGGUGCCAAAUAUUAAUAGUUUUUAUUUUAUUUUUAAAUCUGAAAGAAUAUCUGAAUGCAGGGAUCAGUUUUGGAAGCACCAGAGCAUUUCACCUUGUCCAACAGGCUAGGUGUGCUAGAAUUAUAGGGGGCUAGAGGAGCUUAAUGGCCUUAUCAUCUGAGCUGCCACCCCCAGUGUCUGGGGACCAUAAUAUGGUUAAAACUGAGACAAGAUAAGAGUGAAGCUUGUGGGUUUCAUUAACAUGCCCACCUCUUCUCUCGUAAUUUGAGCACUAAUAUUAUGAAAGAAUUUACCCUCAGAUCCUUUUCCUGGAGCCAGACUGAAGACCCUAGGGCUAGUCAGUGAUUUCUCCAGUUUAGUUCCACAAUCCUGAACACAUUGACCCAUGAUUCAGCAAAGUAACUUUCCUAAGAAGGAUGCUUUGAUCGAUGCCUACAGAAAGGAAAAGGACCCUGAGUGUUUAUAGAUCUUUGCCUGUCACCUCCAUAGUCAGCUGUGGAAGCCAUGCAUAUACACUGGGGAGGUUUUGUACUGCAAUUCAGAUCAAGAUUUCUCCCUCCAUCCCUCCCUCGCUUUUCUUAAUUGCCAACCAAGAAGCGCUAAAAUCAACUACGGUAUGUGCAUAAUAAUAAAACACAACAAAAUCCACAAUAAAAAUGAAACAGAAUGCUGCAAAGCAACCAACAAAGCACCUCCCACAACCUCUUCCAAGCCCAGCUUAUGCCUAAGAAAACAAAUAGUUUUCUUUAGUGGUGGUUGAAAUGUCUUGAGAGGGAGGGGGCAUCCUAACCUCCAUAGGAAGAACACCUUAAAUGGUCCAGUUGUGCUCCUUUGUAGUUUAAAGCUGGGUAAAACGAGGGCUUCAUUUGAUGAUAUAAGGGCAGGGGGAGAUAUGUACUAGAGCAAGAGAUCUCAAAGUUAUGCAAGGAUUUAAAGGUUAGAAUCUUGAACAAAAUACACACAUGCCCCAUUUUGAACAAUAGGUUUGCUUUUCCAGUUAUAAACUGCAGCCCAAAGCCACUUAUUGGGAAGUACACUUCCUAGAGAUCAAUGAGGCUAAUUUUUAAAGGCUGUGUUUAGGACUGAGAAAUAAAUUCCAUUAAAAUCAAUAGGGCUCACACAUGCCUGACUUUCUGUGGAUUGGACCCAUUUGUAACACAACCCAGCCAUUCCCAAAGCUACCCAAAGAAAGGCCAGGAUUUAUGUCUGCAAGAGACAUAAGGGAAUCUUAUCUUUCUGUAGUUGACUAUACCUGCAGUCUCCUUAAUGAUCAUUGUUCCCUAUGCUCCAAAAGCCGUUGCUUGCUCUGAUAUACCUGUGAAGUUCCUGCAGAAAUGGGCUUUCCCAUUCAGUUCCAUGCAAUAUUAUUAUUAUUAUUAUUAUUAUUAUUAUUAUUAUUAACCCUUUGGAAGCACAACUGCCCUUUCCAUUCAAGCUCUUCUAAGUUGAAGCACUUCAAAUAAAUCCCUGAAUCCCUUUGUUUAUGGGAAGCCAGCUAAUUGGGGCUAUUCUAUGAAAAUAAGCGCUCCCACGGCUCAAGUGUACUAUUACACAGAGUGUGGCUUGGACUUAUGCAUGCAGCUCACACCAGGCAUAUAUAUGAUGUCACAAGUGCAUCAUUUGAUAUAUGCGAACACUCUGUGUUGCAAUACAGGAAAGGAAUGCAUGUGCAGAUUUCAAUAAGGGCAUGGAAAGGCUGUGUGAAGCAGACAGAUGUGUGUAAUGCCUGGUAGACAUGUGAUGGAAGGCAUGCAUACAGUGUGUGCGCAUGCACACCCAUACCCCCUGCACAUCUAGUGCUUUUACCACACUGGAGAUCAUCCAAAUUGGCUCUGUACUCCACUGGACAUCGGAAGGUCUUCCUUCCCAAUAAUCACACUGUUUUAACAAUCUGGAAAGGUGUUGGGGGUGGGGUUGGGGGUGGUAUUGUGGUGAGGGGCAUGCAAGGGCUAUUGUGGGGAUGUUCCUGCAAACCAACCAACCAAUGUGGGAUUGAGAUAGUAGGGAGGCAUAAAAGCCCAGAUCCUAACCCUAUCCACCUCUUUGGAUCCUUAUUGGCUCCCACUCAUCUCUCCAUAUAUAUAUAAUAAUAUAAUAAUAACAAUUAUCUAUACCCUGCCCAUCUGGCUGGGUUUCCCAGCCACUCUGGGCGGCUCACAACAGAAUAUUAAAAACACAAUAAAACAUCAAACAUUAAAAACUUCCCUAAACAGGGCUGCCUUCAGAUGUUUUCUAAAAUCAGGUAGUUGUUUAUUUCCUUGACAUCUGGUGGGAGGGUGUUCCACAGGGUGGGCGCUACUACCGAGAAGGCCUUCUGUCUGGUUCCCUGUAACCUCACUCCUCGCAGGGAGGGAACCACCAGAAGGCCCUUGGAGCUGGACCUCAGUGUCGGGGCUGAACGAUGGGGGUGGAGAUGCUUCUUCAGGUAUACUGGGCCGAGACCGUUUAGGGCUUUAAAGGUCAGCACCAUCACUUUGAAUUGUGCUCGGAAACAUACUAGGAGCCAAUGUAGGUCUUUCAGGACUGGUGGUAUGUGGUCUUGGUGGCCAUUCCCAGUCACCAGUCUAGCUGCCACAUUCUGGAUUAGUUGUAGUUUCUAGGUCACCUUCAAAGGUAGCUCCAGCGUAGUCAAUGGAUCAGAUUGCCAUAAGGGAAACAGUUUCCCCCACACCUAUUCAGCGCUGAUUUUUUGGGUGGUGGUGCUACUGGCAACUAGUGUGUGGUGACAUAUACCAAAUAGAACAGGUUGGGCACAACAGCAGAGAACGUGGGCAGCAUCUUUAGAGCAUAACGUUACGGCUAUUAGAUGUGCCUAAUUUUUUGUAGCAGCACUGUUACUUACCUGUGAGACUUGUACUCAAAAAUAUAUAUCCGUAAAUAGACAUAAAAGAAAGAAGGAAAGCAAAAGCCUGAUGGUGAAAGGAGAUUCCUUGACGUGCCCCCAGGGCUUUCUGACCUAUAUACACCCAGAGUUGUGGAUAUAGCAGUCGCUUUGCUGCUUUGCCAUGUCCUGCCAUGGCCUACUAGCUGGGGCUUGGAUUGUCUUGUUAGAUCAUUCUUUUACAAGUUUGCCAUAAUUUUGAAAAUCUCCCAUGCUGUAUUUAAAGUUAUGUCCCUAGUGAACCCGAUGUGCAAGGAGCUCACUUCUUUACUCUGGGUAUGGACCAUUGACAUCUAGCAUCAGGACAUAAUUGGUUUGAGGAGUAUGCCCUACCUUGUAAAUAUUUGCACGGGCAGAUCGUCCUGCAGUGUCAGAAGCAUUGUGCUGCAUCACUUUAAUGCUGGUGUAACAUCAUGCCUUUGUGCUGCUGAUGCAGCUGUCGGCAUUCUGUGUGCUCUGCUUGUGCCUACCUGGCUACUUUGGUGGCGCUUACAUCACCAGAAUUGUGCUGCAAAACAGAUUUUAAAAAUAUGAGCCUCUCCCCUCACUAUGAUGAGGUAGCUUAAAACUCUGCAGUACUUAAAACUCAGCAAGACCUUUAGUGGAACUAAGGAGCUGUUCAGUUUUCAGGAUACAGCCUGUGCAUUAUGGACCUUAUCCUGGCAAACUCAAAAGCAGGCCCAUUUGACCUGAACUAACAGGCCUUCCAAGGGACGCGGGUGGCGCUGUGGGUUAAACCACAGAGCCUAGGACUUGCCGAUCAGAAGGUCGGUGGUACGAAUCCCUGUGACAGGGUGAGCUCCCGUUGCUCGGUCCCUGCUCCUGCCAACCUAGCAGUUCAAAAGCACAUCAAAGUGCAAGUAGAUAAUAGGUACCGCUCCGGCGGGAAGGUAAACGCCGUUUCCGUGCGCUGCUCUGGUUUGCCAUAAGCAGCUUAGUCAUGCUGGCCACAUGACCCAGAAGCUGUCCGCCGGCUCCCUUGGCCAAUAAAGCGAGAUGAGCACCGCAACUCCAGAGUCAGCCACGACUGGACCUAAUGGUCAGGGGUCCUUUACCUAACAGGCCUUCUAGGAGUCCCUAUUUUCUAGGGAUGCCCCUGAUUUAGAGAUGCCAUCCCGGUUUCAGAUUUGAUCCCAGAAUGUCCCACCUUUCCUUAGGAUGUCCCUAUUUUCAUUGGAGAAAUGCAGGGUAUGGAGUUAUCUGACCCCCCGAGAUGUCUGAAGGCAAUCCUGUAUAGGGAAUUUUAAAAAAUGUUUAAUAUUUUUAUAUAUGUUGGAAGCUGCCCAGAGUGGCUGAGGCAACCCAGUAAGAUGUGUGGGGUAUCUAUAGUAAAAUUAUCAUUAUGGAAUGGCAUGUCCCUAUUUUCCUCAGAGAAAUGUUGGAGGGUAUGAACUAAGCAUGCACAGAAUUGUAACCUUAAAGAAAGGAUGUCUAGGCCAGUUUAAUCUUGCUGGGGAAAAUAUUUCUUAUGUCUGGAAAUCUUAAUUUUAUGUACAAUAAAUUAGUAUAAAUAAAUAUUGGGGUUAAAAAUUAACACCUUGGCUUUAGAUGUGUAGGCAUGGUGAGAAAUUUUGUGUCUGUUGCAAAUUAACUAUAUUUCCCCCCAAGAACACAGAAUGCUUCCAUUAAUUCUUAUUUCCUCUCUCUUUAAUUUGUAGAUCCUAGUAAAUGUGGGGAAUUUCUUUACGCUGGAGUCUGUCUUUGUAGCACCAAGAAAAGGAAUUUACAGUUUUAAUUUUCAUGUAAUUAAAGUCUACCAGAGCCAAACAAUCCAGGUAUGUUGAUUCAAAAAAUCUGUUGGAACACAUUUGUUAGCAUUUCAUUCCUUCCUUCUCCCCUUCCCCAUUUCCCUAAAAAAUAUAUAUAGAUAAAUGGAUAAUAGCGAAAAUCCAUUUUCUAUUGUAAAUAGAAAUAGUUUAAAUGCACCCAUGUUGAUGAGUUAGGAAACAGCAAAUAGCUCAACUUGGCCAAUAGCAAAUGGAUUUCAGUGACAUUUUAAGAUAACAAUGUUGCUCACCAGUUCAAGAUACGGCCUUGAGAGUUCAAAAUAAAGAGAGUGCUUGCAUUCUAAUUAUGUGCUACAACUUUUCUGUGAAUCUCACAUUGGGGACUGUUAGAAGUAAUUUCAUGAUAAUAAAUGCUAUGAGCACAAUGAAAGGAAGCAUGCAUUUGAUGUAAAAGCAUAAGAACAGCUUUCUGGAUCAGGCCAGACACAUCUAGUCCCUUGUCCAAUUCAAUGGCCAUUCAGAUGCAUCUGAGAAGCCCAUGAGCAAGAUCUGAGUGCAACAGUGAAAUCAGUAGGACUAAAAAGUGACUCCGUUUGACCCAGCCCUGUCGCUUUGUGAACAGAAGGGCUCUUUCCAUUCACAGAAGGAACUGGAAUAUGGUGGAGUCUACAUAAUGGAAGAAGGAUGUGGGGAAACAAUUCCCCUUUGGCUCUAAAGCUUGGAGUGCUGUUCCAAAGGACCCCUUUCUGAGGGACACAGAGUAUCGCAGGUGGUGCUGUGGUCUAAACCACUGAGCCUCUUGGGCUCCUGCCAACCUAGUGGUUUGAAAGCAUACCAGUGCAAAUAGAUAAAUAGGUACUGCUGCGGCAGGAAGGUAAACAUCAUUUCUAUGCGCUCUGGCUUCUGAAAUGGGGUUUUGUUGCACCAGAAGCAGCUUAGUCAUGUUGGCCACAUGACCGGGAAAGCUGUCUGUGGACAAACGUCGGCUCCCUCGGCCUGAAAGCGAGAUGUGCGCUGCAACCCCAUAGUCGCCUUUGACUGGACUUAACUGUCCAGGGGGUCAUUUACAUUUUAUCUUAUAUUGCAGAGGGAGGAUGGGAUUCAUGAAAGCCACUUCCCUUUCCCCUCUCUCCAGUGUGAGCAGAACUGUGCUGCUUUGCCUAUAUACGUCUUUGCAGAAGGGCUCGCCAGCAGUAAAUCAGGUCAGGCUGGCGAUCACACUUCUCCUCUAAGGGUGCAGAGAUGAUGCAGGAAUGUAGAGAGGGAUGUAUGGACUUGAUGAUGAUGAAGAAGAGUUUGGAUUUGAUAUCCCGCUUUAUCACUACCCUAAGGAGUCUCAAAGCGGCUAACAAUCUCCUUUCCCUUCCUCCCCCUCAACAAACACUCUGUGAGGUGAGAGAGACUGAGAGACUUCAGAGAAAUGUGACUAGCCCAAGGUCACCCAGCAGCUGCAUAUGGAGGAGCGGGGAAUCGAAACCGGUUCACCAGAUUACGAGUCCACCACUCUUAACCACUACACCACACUGGCUCUGAUGAGGCAUUAGGAGGAGGAAACCUGGGAGAAUGAAGAGGGUGAGAAAGAGAUGGAUUGUGGAAAUGCAUCCCAUCCCAUUUGCAGAGAGAGCAGUUUGGGGGAACAGAGAUAAUGUAUUAUUAUUUUGCAUUUAUACCCCACCUUUUCCUCCAAGGAGCUCAGGGUGCUCUUCCUCCUCUUCAUUUAACCCUCACAACAACCUGUGUGGUAGGGCUAGGCUCGACUCACGACGAGAGGACAGAGAAGAAUGAGGCCGAGGAGAGGCUGGCACCGCCGCAAAAGUCUGCUGAACACGCCCCCUCGAAGGCACCUGGUUGGAUGCCUGCCAAGGGGCGUGGGCGCCAGCCAGGUGAGAGGAGGAGGCAGGGGGCUAAUGCCCCCUGCUAGGGGCGGUGCUCGGGCUCCCGCCCACAACCACUCCCCUCUCUUCCAGGGAGGAGAGUCUUUAUUUUGCAUUUAUACCCCACCUUUUCCUCCAAGGAGCUCAGGGCGCUCUUCCUCCUCUUCAUUUAACCCUCACAACAACCUGUGUGGUAGGGCUAGGCUAGGAGGCAGUGACUGACCCAGUGUCACCCACUGAGAUUUAUGGCCAAGUGGGGAUUUGAACCCUGGUCCCCCGAGGUCCUACCAGGACGCAGGUGGCGCUGUGGUCUAAAGCACUGAGCCUAGGGCUUGCCGAUUGGAAGGUUGGCAGUUCAAAUCCCAGCGACAGGGUGAGCUCCCAUUGCUUGGUCCCAGCUCCUGCCAACCUAGCAGUUCGAAAGUACAUCAAAGUGCAAGUAGAUAAAUAGAUACCACUCCGGCAGGAAGAUAAGCGGCAUUUCUGUGCGCUGCUCUGGUUUUGUCAGAAGCAGCUUAGUCAUGCUGGCCAUAUGACCCAGAAAAACUGUCUGCGGACAAAUGCUGACUUCCUUGGCCAGUAAAGUGAGAUGAGUGCUGCAACCCCAGAGUUGUUCAUGACUGGAUUUAACUGUCAGGGGUCCUUUACCUUUACCCCCGAGGACCUAGCCCAACAUCCUAACAAGUGCCUUCUAAAGCAGCAUCCAAAGAAAGGUGAGAGGAGAAGAGCAUUUUGGAAUGGGGAUCCCUCCCAUUUUGAGCAAGUGAGAAUACAACCAGAAACAGAUAUUGAUGUCAAGGCCUGAGAGGAAGAAUCCUAGUGGCAAGCCUAUGGCUGGAGAUUGGUGGAACAUCAGGAAAGUAGGGGAAGGAAGGUCUCCUCACUCUAGCAAUCUGAUGUUGGGGUGAUGCUGGUCUCAGUCACAUAGCCAGCCUUAGAAACCAGUCCCACCUUCUCUUAGUUUCCUGUGGGACACUCCUUCCCCCUAGGGCCUAGUAUCAUGUGGGAAUAAUCAAUCACUCCAAGGGGCUGUGUAGGAUUUUUUUUGGCUACACCCACAUUAACUAAUUUGUAUUUGUAGAUUUAGAAAGAUGUAUAGGCCACCUGAUCCCAAACUCUCAAAGCGAUGUUCAUAAUACAACGAUGGAUUAAUACCCCCCCAUCUAAAAUCCACAAAGCUGUUUAAAAACCCCCAGCAUAUGCUAGAUAAUUUUCAGUAAAACACAGAAAGAAUCAGUUAAACCUUUAAAAUGAACAUGGAUUACAUAAUGAUACGUCUGAAUAGGAUAUAUAAUAAAGUUUGCAGCAAUGUGCCUGGAAUGUACCUUUUUUAAUACCUACUCCAAGCUGGCAGAUAUUAAGAAGCUAGAUUAUUAGUCUGACUGAUCGAUGCAUGCGCCAUGGGUUGCUCGGGCUGUAUGCAGUUGGCUUGGGGGCAUUUCCACUUUGCCGAGCCAGUUGGGAUGGCUUUGUGAAUUAAGUAUUUGUUGGGUCAUGCUGGCAUGGGGUGUAGGCACAGAUUCAGAUAUGGUCAGCUGCACCACCAGGACUCACUAGCUCCCUGCUGAGAUGCUGUCAGUCAUUUUGCACUCUGCACACGCUCAGAAACACUGGGCCCAUAACCUGUUUGUGUUUGAAAAAGAAAAGGUUCUAACCUCCUUUUUACUCCUUUACCUAGUCUUCAGACCUUAGUUGGCACAAAAGAGUCUUUGAGAAGAGUGUUCUUGCAGAGUAUUGCUACUUUUAUUCUUAAAAAGUCUUCUCCAACCACGACCGACAGCUUUUUUUAACACACAACCAGCUUUUUACCAUCCAAACAACCCACACCCAACACUAACACCGACCACUCUAUAUAUACAGGUACAAUUUGGUGAAAGAUUGCAUGAGUCAUUAUAGGCCGUUGACUCAUGCUGACUUAGUUCUUUUACCAUUAAAGAAACAGCAGCCAAUUUUUAGCCAUGGCAGCAACACCCUGAGACCCCUGGAGGGUGAAGGGGCUGGUUUAUCACUCACCUCAUUGUAUCCUUGGGUUGUGGAGCAUUGUCAGCACCAAAGGUUGACUAGUGUGGGUGGUGGUGAACAUGCCCCCUCUGCUCACGUUCAAGUUUUUAAUAAUAAUAGACUUAAAUGGGGGACCUCACACCCACUCACUGCCAACAGCAACAUGUGACCAAAGGUGCUACGAAUCAGCUGCAAAAUUUAAAAAGAUCAGAUCAGACAGCAACUACACCACUGCAAAUUGUAAGUGGAGAAAGCCCCAUCCCCGUGUUCUUAAAAUGCCCUUUUAUUUUAAUAGGAUUUUAAACUCCAUUUCAGGCAAACAUCUCAAAACAUGGGUGGUGUCAUAUACCUUAUAGCACAGGAUGAGACCAGGCACCUGCUUGUGCAUUUGCUUUGUUUUGACCCAUGGCUAUCAAGGAUGAUUAUGAAGCUUUGCUGGUAUUCCAAGUGAUGGGUGAUAUGCUAAAAGAAAAUCCCAGCUGCCCGGGUUGCUGAAAUUUCAUUGUGUUCUUUGGUGCAAGAUUAAAAGACCCUUUGCACCUCUCCUUUGGUGCCUUUCCAGACUAUGUAAUGUGCUCACUGAAAUCAUGCUCAAAAGCAUCAUAAAUACCAGCUAUGGGAAGACCUCGUGCCCUUGCUAUAUUCAGGCAAUUGCUUCAUUUGGAGAAAAGAGCAAGAUUGCUUAAGAUAAGAAUGUGGAGAUGUCUCUGCGAAAAUGAAUGGUCACGUGCAGCGUAUUUUCUUCUGCUCUUGCCAAGCCUAUCUCUGGCUCACUGAAUAUAUUGCCACUGCAGUGUGUGAUCUAUUUCCACGUCAUCUAGUCUCCUGCUGCUCCAGUAAUGUUUAAAUAUGGAGGGAACACGUCAGUUGCUAGAAUGGUAUGGCAGUGACUCAUGAAAUCAUAGAAUUGUACAGUUGGAAGGGAACCCAGGGGCCUUCUGGUCCAACCCCCUGCAAUGCAGGAAUCUCAGCUAAAGCAUCUGUGACAGAUGGCCCUUCAACCACUGCUUUAAAAACCCCAAGGAAGGAGAGUCCACCACCUUCCGAUGGAGUCCAUUUCACUGUUGAACAGCUCUCACCAUCAGAAAGUUCUUCAUGGUGUUUAGUGGGAAUCACUUGUAACUUGAAGCUAUUGCUUCAGGUCUUACCCUCUGGAGCAGGAGUAAAAUGCCUCCUUGCUGCUGUUUACAGCCCUGAUUGGCUCGGGUGUUGUCCUGUUUUAUUUGAUUGUUAUUCCUUGUCUUUCCUACACAUCACAUAGGCUAGGGUGAGCUCCAGAAGUCGCUGAACAACAACUCCCAUCAGCCCCAGGAAAGAAGGCUGAUAAUUUACAAUGAUGGGAGGCCACAACCUUCUGGAGGGCACAACAUCCGUUUAUCGCCAGGUUCUGUCAUCACAACACUUUAGCAAAGACCUUCCUGCCACACCUUCAGUUAGUUAACACACAUGAAGCACAUUGUGCCAUUAAGCAAUGGUUUCCUCUCAAGCCUGCAGUUCUCACAUGCAUGCUGGACUACUGCAAUGCACUCUACGUGGGGCUACCUUUGAAGGUGACCCCGAAACUGCAAUUAAUCCAGAAUGCGGCAGCUAGACUGGUGACUGGGAGUGGCCGCUGGGACCACAUAACACCGGUCCUGAGAGAUCUGUGUUGGCUCCCAGUACGUUUCCGAGCACAAUUCAAAGUGUUAGUGCUGACCUUUAAAGCCCUAAACGGCCCCGGUCCUGUAUAGCUGAAGGAGCGUCUCCACCCCCAUCGUUCAGCCCGGACACUGAGAUCCAGCACUGAGGGCUUUCUGGUGGUUCCCUCACUGCGAGAAGUGAGGUUACAGGGAACCAGACAGAGGGCCUUCUCGGUAGUGGAGCCUGCCCUGUGGAACACCCUCCCAUUAGAUGUCAAGGAAAUAAGCAACUAUUCAACUUGAAGGCAGUCCUUUAUCAGGAAAUUUGUAAUGUUUGAUGUUUUUAAUGUUUGCUGUUUUAUUGUGUUUUAAAUAUUGUAUUGGAAGCCACCCAGAGCAGCUGGAAUUAUUUCAGGAAUUAUAACUAAAUUUACAUCUGUGCAUAGAAGUUGGCACAUCUAAAUUUUAUGCAAUUCUGCACCCUCUUUUUUCAUCAUGCUCUUCCACUUGGAGGGUGAUGCAUAAAUGGCUGCCCUAGGAGCAAGUUAUAUGUGGUCCAGCUCCUGAUAUUGGAAUCUCCAGGUUUCGCUUACGUAUCUCCCACAGUCCAAAUCACUUGUUUAUAACAAGAGUCAUUUUGUAUUAAGAACAAGUUAAUUGGCCAAAAACAUUGCUGUUCAUGCUGAAUAAUUACAUGUGAACUGAGGACACACAAAAAAACACACGGGGGGGGGGGAGGCGCGAGAGUUCUCCCUAAGAUGUCUCUCUACAGAAGAAGCCUUUGAGAGAGGGCCUUCUUGGUAGUGGCGCCCACCCUUCAGAUGUGAAGGAAAUAAGCAGCUAUCUUAUGUUUAAGAGACAUCUGAAGGCAGCCCUGUUUAGGGAAGUUUUUAAUAUUUAAUUAUAUUUAAUAUUGUUUUUAACACUUGAUUGGAAGCUGCCCAGAGUGGCUGGGGAAACUCAGCCAGAUGGGCGGGGUAUAAAUGAUAAAUUAUUAUUAUUAUUUUAGGAACAUACACAGAGCACUGCUUGUCCCUGUCCUCUCAGCCACACCUUUUCGGUGCUGAGGGCUUGAGUCAUAACCUCCCAGGUCUGAAGGCCUGAGUAAAUGAUGCAGGUGUGCCCCAGAGAAAUCAUGCUCUCUGCCCUCAAAGAACCACAGUCCUGGGUAGCAAACAUCAAGGAUCCUCACACCCUUCUUAAUGCAUCUUAGUGCUCACUGACAACGAUCCUUUGCGUACUCUUCCUUCACUGUCCCAGUGUUGUGACCCUAGGUUACUUAGAGGUCAACACAGUCUAUACUACUUGCCAAUUGCUUCCAGAUGCCACCUCUGCCAACUUUUUUUUUAAAAAAAGAUAUUUAUUAGGAGUUUACAAGUUACAGAAAAAGAAGGAGAACAAUAAAGAAUUAAACAAAACAAAACAAUACCUUACAAUACAUAAAAACAAAACAAAAAGAAAAAACCAAAAAACCAAUACAAUAAAAUAACGAAAAAACAGAACAAAAACAUUUAAAAACACUUCCAACUUUUCCAUGUCUUUACCUUUCAUAUACUUGUUUCAUCGACCUCCUCACACCUCCCUUUUUUGUAUUCUAGUUCAAUUAGCUAUUUCAGCAAGUCCUUUCCAUCUUUCUCAAUUUUCGUUCUAGAUCUAACCUUUUAAUUAACUCAACAAAUCCUUUCCAUCUUUCACUAUAUUCUGUCAUUCAAUUUACCUUAAUUUAUUUAACCUUAUCUUACCAUAAGAAAAAAACCUUAAAACUUAAAACUUAAUACUUAUUUAUACAUAACUCCUUAUAUCAUUUCUACUAAAGCCAAAUAGUUUCAUUCCAACAUUUUUCCUAAUACUCAUUAAUUUUACACUAAUUCUCAAAAUAAUUUUUUUUUUAAAAAAAACUUUUUUCCAAUCUUCAUCCAACGUCUCUUCUUCCUGGUCUCGGGUUUUGUCAGUCCUUCUUGUCCAUUCCAUCUAGUCCAUCAACCUGGUGAUCUUAUGUCCGAGGCCCUUAAGUCUUUUCCAUGUCCCUUCUGCAGAUCUUCUUCUUGUUUAUACCUGCACUUUACUUUGUCUUUUGUUGAUCUUUUUCUUAAUUUCUUUCCUUUCUCAUUGGGGGGGUAGGUCUCGGGAGGACUCCAAUCCAAAAAUAUCUCCAUCUCCCCUCAGCAAAUCAGCCCAUUCCCCACAGUCAACACUGUAAUCCAGGAGGUAUUUAAAAGCAUGUUUCAAAGUCCUUCCAAAAUUAAGAGCCCUCACAACUCCAGACCCCCCCAUGUCCAUUCCAGAUUCAAACUUCAAGAACAGCGGCUUAUGCUCCUGCAAGGCCUCGGAUCUCCACCUCUGCCAACUUUUAGAUGCCCGGCUAAGACUUUUCUGUUUACCCAGGUGGUCAAUUAAUCAAUGUUGACUUCUACAGUGAGCUUAUCUUUUGGUGUGGUGGGUAGGACUUGGUCUUUACUAAUUUGGGCAUUUUAUGUAUUUUGAAUGGUUAGCGUUUAAAUUUGCUCUGGUUUUAUUUUAUUUUUAUACGCUGCAUUUAUUUUCAACCACUAUGACUCUUUUCCAGCUGGAAAAAGUUUCAAAAAGUGGCAACCAAUAUGAUCAAUGGGUUGUAGCAACUGCCUUAUAAGAAAAUGUUGUUACAUCUGAGUUCUUUAAGAAAUCUUGGCUGAGUGCCACCUAGCCCUAUGGCUGGGGUAUUUUGUAUAUGUCUUUUUAAAUUCAAUUAGUUGUAAACCUUCUUUUGACACCUUAUAUUAUCAGCUUCUGUCAGUUCAGGUUAGUGCUGAGCUAAAAGCUUUCACAAAUAUUUUCACCUGUACAGGUGAGUUCAUCUGGCCAACAUCUGCAGUGAAGGUUGAUGCAAAGAAUUUGUGCAUCUUCACUGAAAUUGAAUGCUUCUUUUAACUAUUGCUAAUUUUACCCUGCUAACAAGUUAUGCUAACUUUAUCUUGCCGGAAAUCUUGCUGGUUUCCUGCUUCUGUUGUAUUUAAAUUCUUUUAAUCUUCUUCUUAUUAUUUCUAUAUAUUUUUGGCAUUUGCUCCCUAAUUUUCUUCUGGGUUUGUCUUCCUGUAGGUUUACAUUCAGUUUGCCUGAAUUUUCUCAUUUUCAUCAGCCUUCCAUUUUGUAAUGUGAGCUUUCUCACCUUUUAGAACUUACAGCUAAUUUUUGUGCCUUUUCAAUGUAAUUCACAACAGUAUCCUUUUUAGGAUUGUUUUCGAAGCUGUGCUAUACAUUUUAUUUCAACUUCUGUUAUACUGCAUUAAAGUAGUACCCAUUCUCCCUUGAGAGAUUUUACCCUUCUGACAUUACCUUUCAGUUUCCUCCUAGCUAACCUUCUCACUUUUGACAAUAAAAGCCCCCUUUUGGAAUGAAAUAUGACUCUGUUGGAUUUUCUGGGCAAUUUUCCAGUCAUAUAAUAUGGUGAACUUGGUAGUGCUGUAUUCACUGUUUCCAGGAAGUUCAACAGUGUUUAUAGCUUCUUGUACUGCUCUGGGAAUAAUUUAGGAUUAAAUCAAGUGUCAUUUCCUUUGUCGCUGGCUCCAUGACUCAGUGUUGGUAAAGGCACACUCAUUCAUUAUAGCUAAAACUCUUGGGCACUGUCCAAUUUAGAGCUAAGCAUGUUUAAGCCUAUUUAUUUGCCAGCUUGCUGUGACACAAAUUUACAAUUAGCCAGUCAAUCUGAGAGUAAUUGAAAUAAUCACUUGUUAGUACAUUUUCUACUUUGCCCUUCCCCACAGUUGAAGAACAGAGGAAGCAUCCUUAUAUCAAGCCAAGCCAUUGGUCCACUCAUAUAAGAGAUAGCCAAUAACUAUGUAUGUUAUUGGACUCCAGCUCCCAUAAGUCCCAACCAGCAAAGCCAAUGAUCAAGGAUGAUGGGAGUUGUAGUCCAGCAAUAUCUGGAUGGCACCAUAUUAGCUACGCUGAUCUAAAUCACUAUUAUUGACUAGGGAUAGCUUUCUAAGGCAGAGUUAAGCAAUAUUGUGUGCUCCAGAUGUCAAUGGAUUGCAUGGCAAGUCCCCUCCCCCAUGUGAAAUGAAGACACUGGACACAUUAUUUAAGGUUAAUGGGCAUAAAAAGGCCACAGCUUUAUUGAUUACAGAAUUGAAAGGUAUUGGCCUUAGGCAUUGACUCCUAUCGACUACCCGGCAUGGAGACUGGGAAGGGUUAUCCACAAGCCGUGGGAGUCCUGUUGAAGUACGCCAACUAGGAUCCCACGGGUGUCACCGCUCGGGGGCGUGCCGGAGGCCCUUACCUCCCUAGGUUUCGGACAAGGCAAUGCCCCCCGGAGUCCUCUACCGGACUACCCUUUUCAUUGGGGGAAGGUGAUGGCACUUCCUUCCCCCCAUUCAUUUGCAUAACAAUUAACCCCUGCCAAUGCCUAACCGCCAAUACCGCGGAAGUUGUGAGGUUUGCUACGAGGUAGGCGAAAAAACCAAAAGGCUAGAAGUGCGCCAAAUUGGAAAAAUUCCUACCAGGCCCCUUGCGGCGACCAACCGGAGUCCAUAGCAAGGUCAUAGCUAGCUAAGCCUAAAGGGUGGGUGGGAUGGGAAAACCGCUCAGCUGCAAAGGGGAAAGAGGGCGGUCCCCGGUCAUGCCUGGCCUUAAAUAGGCUAGGCUCCGCCUCCCCAGCCCGCCGAUUGGCAGGCAGGGUCGAAGGCAUGCCCGGGGAUUUCCUGUUCUCGCGGGGGCAAAAGGCCAGCCCCCGCGUGUGUGGGAGGGGGUAGCCCACAACCCCCUCUCCUCCCAAGCUCGGAAAUGGCUCUGUGACUCCUAACAGAUUGGCUGGGUUUGAUGAGAGUUGUAGUCUAAUUAUAUCUGAAUGGCACCACAUUGGCCAUCCCUGCCCUAAAAAUCUCAAUCAGAGGUCUUUCCCACUGCCUGAUUCUGCUAAGAAGAUAUGCUUACUUACUUACUUCACCAAACCUUUAUUAGGCAUUACAAGAAUAGGCCAUCAUAAAACAGCCAUAUAUAAAAUUUUAAAAUAUGUACAAAUAGACAGCCAUGUAAAAUAUGUACUAAUGAGGAUUUUCAUUGAAAUUUCUUCCUGCUAAAUAGUGCCAUUCACCACUCUAAGAGAUACUAUUGACAAAAACUCACCCACCCUGGUAGUUACUUCCGGGUUACUGUCAGACAGAUAGAAUCUUAUAUUUUCAUUGUGCCGUGGUGUUAGACUACCCCCAAAAGGGGAUAGCAUGUGUUUGCAUAGCUGGUUGUGCAAUGGACAGUAGAAAAGAAUGUGUUCUACAAUGUCCGGCAUGUUCAAAGAACACCCACAAUGUCUAUCUUUUCUGGGGAUGUUUGAACAUCUGCCCUUGACAAAAGCUGAGGGGGAAACGUUCAGUUGUUGGACUGGAAUUAUUAAUUUCAAGAUAUAAGUGACCCUGUUAUCUGUCAUAUUUAAACCAUAGAACCUGGGGGAGCACAUUUUAUUUACAGCUGACUUGGUGUUUAGUUUUUCAAUGUCCCUUAAUCUGGUUUGAAUAUUGCGAUAAAUAUAUGGCUCACUUGAAUUAUACAAGAGUUCCAAGUCAAUGCCAAUAGAUCUGAUUUUGCUAUGUAAGAGUUAGAACCAUCUGGAUUUAUAAGAGUCCUUAAGUAAGAACAAGAUAUGCUAGGAGCCAAACUUGAGAUCUUCAUGUAAAUCAGGUGAUGCACUGCUGAGCUACAGUGCCAACCUUCUGCUUUUCAUUUCAUUCUAUAUCCCAAGAUCCUUAUUAGAGUUUUGGUUAGAGUGAUUUGAUUGUAUGCUCCAGCACAAACUUACCUUGGCACCUGGGAUCAUUCCUACCCUCAUGAUUCUGUAGAUAAGCUUGUUUCACUGAAGAUUUUUAAUCGGGAAGUUUUUAAUUUUUGACAUUUUUGCUGUGCUUUUAUUAUGCUGCAAGCUGCCCAGAGUGGCUGGGACAACCCAGUCAGAUGGGUGGGAUGUAAAUUAAUAAUAAUAAUUAUAAUCAUAAUCAUAAUUAUAAAUGUUUUGAACACUUUGCUCUCACCUCCAGAAUAACAUAGUGUGUACCUUACUUUAUUUCAAUGACCCACCAAGUUUCUCAUUUACUGUAUUCUCUUUUAGGGCCCAUCCACACAAUACAUUUAAAGCAUUUUCAUAUUGCUUUUGGCUUCCCUUCCAAAAUAAAAAGAACUGUAGUUUGUUAAAGGUGCUGAGAAUUGUUAGGAGACCCCAAUUCCCCUCCCAGAGCUACAAUCAGCACAGCGGUUUAAUAAUCAACCCCUCUUCCUUGGGAGUUCUGAGAAUGGCAAUUCUGUGAGAGCAACAGGUGUCUCCUAACAGCUACAGGUUUUUUGGGGAAAGCUAUGAAUGUUUAUGGGGACGCGGGUGGCACUGUGGGUUAAACCACAGAGCCUAGGACUUGCCGAUCAGAAGGUCGGCGGUUCGAAUCCCCGUGACGGGGUGAGCUCCCAUUCCUUGGUCCCUGCUCCUGCCAACCUAGCAGUUCGAAAGCACGUCAAAGUGCAAGUAGAUAUAUAGGUACCGCUCCGGCGGGAAGGUAAACGGCGUUUCCGUGCGCUCCUCUGGUUCGCCAGAAGCGGCUUAGUCAUGCUGGCCACAUGACCCGGAAGCUGUCCACCGGCUCCCUCGGCCAAGAAAGCGAGAUGAGUGCUGCAUCCCCAGAGUCGGUCACGACUGGACCUAAUGGGUCAGGGGUCUCUUUACCUUUACCUUUAUGAAUGUUUAUAAUGGUACAAUAUACUUUAAAUUUAUAGUGUAGAUGAGGCCUUAGUAUCAGAGACUCUACUUCUGCCAUUUGGGUUUUUAGGAUUCUAGCACUAGCUUAUAAACACCUAUAUGUAUCUUUUAACAUAUUUUGGGUGUUUGGGGGUAUGUGUGCAUUUUUCCCCUUAUAACUUUUUCAUUGACACCCGGUCAUUUUGGUGUGCUUCCGGGGUGUGCUUAGAUAUCUGUACACAAUUGCCUGCUUAUAACAGUGAGCCAUCACUGGGCUGGCAUUGUUCUCACUCUGGUUAAUCCACGAAGGUGGGUGACUUUGGUGAACAUUUUGGCCUCCACAAUAUGAGGUCUACGUGGUCAGCAGCUUUUGCACACCGUUUUGAAAAGAUGCAAAACCGUUUACAAAGGGAUUGGUGUCAGGAGGGAAAUCAAAGGUGGGGAAAGUGCUAUACUGUGAUCCGAUUUGCAGGCUUCUGAUGGGCAUCUGGUUGGCCAGUGUGAGAAGAAGAUGCUGGACUAGGGCCUUUGACCUAAUUCGGCAGGACUCUUCUUGCAUUUUUAUUCCUACAGUGAGCCUGCUAUAGACCCAUAGUCACCAACACAUUUUGCCCUGUCCCUCCCCUUCCACAUAUGGAAUGCCUUAAGUAUUUGUAACUGCUAUUUCCCGAAAGGAUGUUUCAAGAACAGCAAACAGUCUGUGGACUCCAGGCAUUUGUGGCUUCUAACGAUCCUUUGCAUAGUAUUUGCUAAUGAUAGAUGGGUUUCCCUGUUACCUUGAACUUUUUUUCAGCAAUUUUUCUCUUUUGUAGGUUAACUUGAUGCUCAAUGGAAAACCGGUCAUUUCUGCUUUUGCUGGGGACAAGGAUGUCACCCGUGAAGCUGCUACAAAUGGAGUCCUACUUUAUCUAGACAAGGAAGACAAGGUUUACCUGAAACUGGAGAAAGGUAAUCUGGUUGGUGGAUGGCAGUAUUCUACAUUUUCUGGCUUCCUGGUCUUUCCCCUGUAAGGUCGAUUUCUCCAUGACAUUCACCCAGGUGUGGACCAGUCAUUGCUUCUGUUCUCCGAAGAUCAUCUUCUCAUCCUUUGGAUUGAUGUUUUCUUUCUUGGUUUCUCAUGGGUGAAUAUGGAUUCUAUUUAUGGCAUUUGA